This is a messenger RNA of Cloeon dipterum, 2031 nucleotides long. RefSeq names its product TWiK family of potassium channels protein 7. The record is from RefSeq and is a predicted model, not a curated record. Bases 75 to 1736 code for a protein of 553 amino acids. Gene Ontology annotation, biological process: stabilization of membrane potential; potassium ion transmembrane transport. Gene Ontology annotation, molecular function: potassium ion leak channel activity; outward rectifier potassium channel activity. NCBI's taxonomy places the organism in Eukaryota, Metazoa, Arthropoda, Insecta, Ephemeroptera, Baetidae. Gene Ontology annotation, cellular component: plasma membrane. The transcript has 7 exons.
CUGUCGGUCGCGGCACCGCCGCUGAAGUCUGUGCGGUGCUCUCCAGUUAGGCUGCUGCCGCAACGCGACGCAACAUGGCCGACCAGGGGCCGCCGCCGGUGGGCUCGUUGCGCGGCCUCAAGGCCGAGUUGUCGCCGGACGAGCCGCAGGGCAAGGCGCCGCUCGCCACCUUCGAGGGCGAGCUGAACGUGCGGCUGCGCGAGCCGGACGAGGUGCUCGUCCGACCCGCCGUCCGCCGCCGGACGUCCAACUCGCGGGACAGGGCCGCCAGCAAGGAGGCCCGCAGGAGAAAUCGCCUAGCAGCAAUCCAGAAAUUAGAGCAGGAGGACGAGGAAGCUGCUGCUGCCGCUGCAGCAGCUGAUCGAAGGCAUUCGGCGACUUGUUCAGAUGACUUUAUCAGAGAGGAAGAGGAAAAGGAGGAUGAGGGUACCGAAAAAAAGGACGAAGAAAAAGCCGAAGAGGACGAGGAAGAUAAACCGGGCUUCUUUGACAGCUACUUUGAGCUCCUUUUCGAGGUCAAAAACGCUUGGCCGCAAUUUAAGGAAGAACACGAUGAGGAUUGGAAACUGAUCAGAAUCGAGGCUAACAGAUGCUUCUGCUCAUUCGUGAUCCUAUUCCUGUUCUGCGGCUUCGGUGGCUUCAUCUUCCGCUUCACCGAGAGCACCUUCGAGCAGUUCUACAAGUGCGGUGUCAAGCGGGUCAAACGCGACUUCAUCGAGGGGCUGUGGGUCAAGAGUCAGCAGAUGCGCGAGGAGGAGUGGAAGUCGAUGGCGCGUAGGAAGCUCUGGGAGUUCGAGGACCAGCUGCAGGCCGCCUUCGACGCCGGCAUUAACUCUUACUCGGGCCAGAAGUCGUGGAGCUUCCUCAACGCGGUCGUUUACUGCAUUACCAUCGUCACCACCAUCGGCUAUGGUCACAUCACUCCUUCAACAAACACCGGAAAGGCGGUUACGAUUAUUUACGCCAUCUUCGGCAUCCCACUGUUUUUGAUCCUGUUGGCCGACUUUGGCAAGAUGUUCACCAGGGCCAUGAAAUUUUUAUGGGCCUUUGUGCGCAGGCUGUACUACACCGGCAGCUGCAGGAAGGUCAGACACACCGCGCCUGUUCAGGAGGUGAUGAAGGGUGUCCAGAUGGUCUACGACAUAGCUCGAUUCCAGAAGAAACCUGGCGAGACGAACGGCCACGGUGCUGCCGCCGACCCUGAAGUGGCCGGCGCCCAGUUGCAGGAGUUGCUGACGGUGCCGGGGGUGGGACCUGAGCCGCCCACGCCCGCCCCCAGCAACUUUGACAUAGAUGACGAGUUCAACCUGCCCAUCUCGGUUGCGUUCGUCAUCCUGGUCAUCUACAUCCUGGUCGGGGCCACGCUCUACUGCAUGUGGGAGGAUUGGACCUUCUUUGAAGCCUUCUACUUUGUAUUUAUUUCCAUGUCAACCAUUGGCUUCGGAGACUACGUGCCCAAACAUCCAAUGUUUAUGAUGGGCUCGAUCGUUUACCUGGUGUUUGGACUGGCUUUGACUUCGAUGUGCAUCAACGUAGUACAGUUGAAGUUGUCGGACUCGUUCAGACAGGCCAGUUCGAAAAUCGGAGCCUCGUUUGGGCUGAGGCUGGCCGCCGCGGCCGCCGAGGAGGAGGCGCGGACCACGCCAGGCCAGGUGGAGCUUGCCGAGGUGCAUCACGCGACGGCCAAGAAGGCCAGCGAGGAGAAUUUGGAUGGUCUCAGCAUGGAGACGCAGUGAUAAAUCACUUUGAAACAGACUGAGUGUGUCAGUGAGUGUGUUUCUGAUCAAAAAAAGAAGCUUAUUGCGAAUCUCAUCUGUUCCGCUGAAGCACAUAAUUGUUUUGGAACUAUACAUAUAUUUAAAGAGAUUAUAUAAUUGAAAUCGUCAAGCUGGUAAGUGCCUAUUUUGCCGAGUGUGAUCGCUCUCUUGAGGGGAAUAUAGUAUUAUUUUUACCAUCUCACAAAGUGCUGAUUUAAAAAAUUGUAUGGUGCGCUUUCUUCAAAGCAAAUAAAGAGAAAUAAUGAUUUUUAAA